Giardia duodenalis is the source of this 1779-nucleotide messenger RNA. RefSeq names its product Neurogenic locus Notch protein. Bases 1 to 1779 code for a protein of 592 amino acids. The transcript has a single exon. Gene Ontology annotation, molecular function: calcium ion binding. Lineage: Eukaryota; Fornicata; Diplomonadida; Hexamitidae. The record is from RefSeq and is a predicted model, not a curated record.
AUGAUCUUCGUCUUGACGCUAGUGGCUCUCUGCACCGCAAUCCAUUGCCCAGACGGAGAGGUUGAAGUUGAUGGAGCUUGCUAUCCAUCCAGCUGUGUUUUUGAAGACACAGUGUGCAACAAUCAUGGAACUUGCACAGCCUCGGUCUGUAGGUGCGACUCUGGCUACAGUCUUGGAAAUCAGGGAUGCUACCCGUCGAUCUGCUACCUUGCGUCUGAUGAUGUUUGCAAUGGCCAUGGAAAAUGUGUGGAGUCGGAACACGGAAGCUAUGAGUGUAGCUGUGACCAGGGCUACAUUAACGACUACCAGGUCUGUGUUCCAGAAGCUUGCUACACUGAGGAAGGCGUCUGCUUUGGCUACGGGACGUGCAUUCAGCCAACCGAUGGGAGCGCGCCAUACUGUCGCUGCUAUCCUGCGAACGCGGGCGAAAAGUGCACAGAGUGCUCAUCUGAGGCUGUUCUUAUUGAUGGAGCGUGUGUUCACAAGUCUUGCCUGACGGAAUUUGUCCCUGGAGAGACACUGGUCUGCAAUGGAUUGGGCCGCUGCAUGAUUAUGCCCUUCCCGAACAUUCACUAUGUUUGCUCGUGCUACCCAUAUGAUGGUACCUUCUACAAUAACACUUGCAUUUAUAAUGGCUGCAUUACUGAGUAUAACUUGUAUGGCAUAACGGAGGUCUGCUCUGAUAGAGGUAUCUGUGCUGGCACUCGCUGUGUUUGCGAUAGCGGAUACAAUGGGCCCACUUGCGAGUACAAGGUCGUCGAUUGCGAACCAGGGUUCGUGUCUGCUCAAGAGACAUGCUAUCCGGAGGCCUGCAUUUCCGACGAGAGUGUAUGUGGUGGCCACGGCCGCUGUAUUUGGAACAAUGAUGGAGCGGCUUGCGCAUGUAAUGACGGUUUCGUCUUCUACGAAAACACCUGCAUCUAUGCCUCUUGCAUCGUGAAUGGCAUUGUGUGUCCUCAUGGCACAUAUGAUGCUUCAAUGAACCCUCCCCGGUGUAUUUGUCCCACUGACUACAUUGGUCGGAAUUCUGUCUGCUACCCGUCCUCGUGUGUCACCAAUAGUCAGACGAAUCCGCCUCAGCUAUGUCACAGUGCGGGAUCAUGCGACUUUGACACCGGUGUGUGUAGCUGUAACCCAACAAACUCAGGUCCUACUUGCGAAGAAUGCUCGUCGGAGGCGACACUGAUAGAUGGGGUUUGCCAGCCAUGGUCGUGCAUUGAUGAACGCAACCCUGAUGCUCUAUCGGUCUGCUCUGGCAAAGGUACCUGUAUUGCAUAUUCUGGAAGAGAUGUGUUCGACGUGUGUUACAUGUGCAGUUGUGAUUCCGGUUAUGAAACCGUUCCAGGGGGGAUCUGUGUUCCAAAUAGCUGCGUGACUGCUUCACUUAUAAUCUGCAGCAAUCGUGGAACUUGCACUGAUGGCGUCUGUAAGUGUAACGAAGGAUAUAGCGGGGCUCUUUGUGAGUGGUACCAGUGUCCUACUGGCCAAACAUUUGUCAAUAACUUGUGUGUCCACGAAGAAUGUGUGACGAGUUACGAUGAUGUGGCGCAGACGACGUCUGUUUGCGGAGGAUAUGGCCGUUGCGUAGAAGAUGAUGGCAGCUACAAAUGCUCUUGUCGCUCAGAUGCUAAGGUCAUUGAUGGCGAGUGCGUUAACGAGUCGUGUAUUACCAACUCAGCUACUAACGAGGUGUGCAGUGGUCAUGGAAAGUGCAAUGGAUAUAACUGUGUUUGUUCUGUUGGAUACUUUGGAAAGCACUGUAAUGUAAAAACACUUUAG